Molecule: messenger RNA, 680 nt
Organism: Dendrobium catenatum
Lineage: Eukaryota; Viridiplantae; Streptophyta; Magnoliopsida; Asparagales; Orchidaceae
Exons: 2
Coding region: 339-665 (108 amino acids)
Source: RefSeq, a predicted model, not a curated record
AACUUAUAACAAAUUGCAUCAAACAGCACCACUACCGCUCCUCAAUUACUCGUUCUGGUUUCCUUCCCUUCCCUUCCAUUUUCUCUCUCUUCCUCCUCUCACGUUCUCCAUCUUUUUUUUUCUCCCUUUUCUCUCUCUAUCUCUUCUCCUCUUUUCUUAUUACACUCUGCUCUCACUCCCUUUUAAGCCAUCCCCAUUGCCCCGCCCAGCUCCUCUUUAUUUCACUUGAGCACGCAUUCUCUCUCUUCCGUAUUUGCUUCUUCUAACGGUUUCUCAGAGGUCAGCUGGAUUUCGCUUCUAUUUCCAGGGCUUUGAUUUCUGGAGAGAAAGGAAAGAUAAUGGCCAUGAAAGCCUUCAUGGAGCCCAUGGGAACCGAAUUAGUCUGCGAAGAUCCUUUCGAUUCCAUUGAUGAUCUGCUCGAUUUCCCCAAUGAUGACGAUGCGCUCCCAAUGGCAGAAGCUUGGGGCGACUGCGCUCCUCUCGCUCCGUCGCCGGCUCCGGCUCCGUCGUUGAUGGCCGCAGGAAGCGGCGGCGGAAUAAGUGUCGGCAGUGAUGCCAGCGGACUAGAUGGUCGCGCCGCGGCCGUCUCCGGCGUUGGGAUUAGCUCAGAAAAUGAUGCGCUGGGUCUGGUAAGUCGUUAUAGAACCCCUUUCAGAAUUUGCUGAAAUUUGAGAAAAAGU